This is a messenger RNA of Trichomonas vaginalis G3, 4278 nucleotides long. Its product is annotated as WD repeat-containing protein 61 family. Lineage: Eukaryota; Parabasalia; Trichomonadida; Trichomonadidae. The record is from RefSeq and is a predicted model, not a curated record. Bases 1 to 4278 code for a protein of 1425 amino acids. Gene Ontology annotation, molecular function: protein binding. The transcript has a single exon. Gene Ontology annotation, cellular component: Cdc73/Paf1 complex.
AUGCGCUCUUUCAUAAAUAAAUACUAUCAUCAUGACUAUAAAUACCCUGUCAAGAUGUGGUGUCUUGCAGAAUCAGACGGGAAACCAAUGGCUGUUAUUUAUGAUGGAGCGAUUUUGAGAUUAAUUAAUUUAGAAACGAAAAGAAUCUUAAAAUCUUAUGAAUAUCAUCAAAUAAAUGCAUUCAGUGAAUGCAUAUAUGCACGUGUUAAUAUCUAUAGAUUCGAUUCUCUUUACUUACUCGCGUAUCAACAAAAACAAAUUAAAGCAUUCGAUGAAAAUUUAAAUGAAAUCCCACAAGCAAACUUUGAUUGUGGAAUGGCGAUCCUUGCGCUACAUUGGGUGCCAGAAACAGCAAAUUUAUACAUAGCAGGAACAAAUGGUUGGUUAAAAUGCUAUCAUUUAACAUGUAAAGCACAUAUUGCAGAUUUUAUAGCUAAAUGGACGCUCGUUUUUGAAAUCAGAUCAACAGAAGAUUGGAUUGUUUCGCUUGCUCAUGAUAAUUUCACUCAAACACUUUACGGUAUUGCUAAUACAACUUUGUAUGCAUGGGAAUUAGGAACAGGAAUUUUUAAAUUUCGUUUACCAGAUUUACACGAUAAAUUUAAAUUAUGUCAAGUUGCAGUUAUACCAGAAUCUAAUUUAAUUGUAACAUCCGCAUUGGAUGGUACAGUUAAAUUAUGGAAUGUUCAGAUAUCAGUUUGCAAAUUAUAUUUUACUGUUCCUUCAUUCUACUUAGGCUAUACAUCAUUCAGAGUCAAAGACAGAUUCAUUAUUACAAACUCUGCUGAUAGAACUAUUCGUUUAUUUAGAAUUGGAAACGAAUAUCCAUUAAGUUCUUUAGAUUUAUCAGAUAGUGCUAGACAAAAGAGUUAUGAUGAAGUUGUUAUUGUCAAACUUGAUACAAUUCCGCUUCUAAAUGGAGAAGAAGGCUACAUGUGUUUAACAUCUUACAAAAAUCAAUUGGAUUGUGUUACAAUAGGCUUUGUUCCAGAAGAUUACAUCACAUCCAAUUAUCCUAUCAUCAAUAUGGCAUAUGUUGCCGAUCUCAAAAAAAUUAUUUGCAUUUGUGAGAACAAUUUAUUGAUAACUGCCAUUCCUGAUCAGGAGAAUCCUGAUACAGUUGACUUGGACAUGAUUCCUAAGACCAAAACAAAGCGUUCUACUGCGAGUGAUACACUUUGUUUAUGUCAAUGCAGUGAUUCAUUGAUUACAGGGCACAAAAAUGGUUCUCUUAAGCUAAUUGAUGUACAAACAUUCGAAGGCUUUAUGAUAGAGACCGUUGAUUUGGAUGAUUCCAUUUUAUGCAUGGAUUCUUGCCAAGGAAUGUUCAAUUCCAACCAUCAGACAUGCGGUGUUAACCAGGAUAGGACAUAUCAAGACCAAGAUUACGUUGUUGCGAUGUCAAAAUCCGGUUCUGUCCAUGUUUGGUGUACAAGAUGCGGUUUGAACGUUAUUGAUCAGAAAUUAAACAAAAAAGAUGCUGUAAAAAUACAAGUUGUUCCAAAACAUAAACUUGCAUUCAUUGCAUCUGAGAAUACAGUGAGUUGUUACAAAUCUAACGGAUAUAGUUUCAUUCCAGUUAGCCAAUUAUCGACAUCUGGUAAUCAACUGAUAUCUACUUUCAUUGUAACACAAGAUCUAACUCUUAUUGUUGGUACAACAACAGGAGAAAUUAUUAUUGCGAAUAUUGAAUACGAAGAACAAGAAUCUACAUAUCAUAUCAACAUCCAUCACAUCUUAACUCCAGGAUGCUCCAGUACAAAAGAGAUUUUUAUGUGUGCAGACAAUUUAAUUUGCGCAUGUUGCUUCAGUGAUGGACAACUCUUUAUGUUUGAAACAAAAUAUUACAUGACAAUGGCCUCUGAUUAUUUUACAGAUGCAGCUCCUCUUUCAAGUGUCUUAUUUACCUAUAAAGAGGAAAAUCUCAAAGUUUUUAUGGCCUUUGGAGAACAUGUUCACUGUUACCAGCUUACCACAGAUAUUCCUGAUCCACCUGUUGUUGAAGAAGUCAAAGAAGAAGAGCAGGUUGUCGUUGCUCCAGUUCAUCAUUCAUCAAGUGAAGACGAAGAGAUACAAAUGCCGUUCACAAACCUCAAGGAUAGCAAAAAUAACGCAAGUGAUGAGGAUUUCGUCAUGAAUGUUCGCAAAUACAAGAACACAGACGAAUUUAAUUUAAUUGAUAGCAGAAUUGCAUCAAAAAUCACUUACGACAAGCUUCCUCAGCAACGACCAAAGCUCACUCUCGAAGAGGCAACAGCCAAAAACGAAGAAGAAAUCAAAAGAAUCCUUGGAAACAACAAAGACAAAAAGAAACCAAAAGUGACAAAAAAGAAACGACCACAAACAUCAUUAACCUCAAGAAACACACAGGAAAGACCACGUGGACUUGAUUUGACAUUGACCAAUUUCAGUUAUAAAGAUGUUCAGAAGCCGAAAGCAUUGUCAGAGUUGCAAAAAGAAAUAAACAACUCAACGAAGUCAAGAACAACAUUAAACAACUCCGAAUUAUCAUCAAGAUCUCAAAAACUGUCAACACAAACAUUAGUUAUUAAUGAUAACAAUAAAAACAAAUGGGCAGAGAUCACUUACAAUGAUGAUAUAACGACACAAAACAUAGAAGAUCCAUCACUGAUGUUUCCGACACAAGCAGGAAGAUGGAUGAUGAUUUCCACUGAGAAAAGAGAGUUAAAAUCAACAACACCAACUGCAACAUUGAACAAAGCAUUCAUUGCUCCGCCUUUGGGAUCAAAGAUUUUGUUCGAUGACCAAACAACGCUGAACUCUUUGCCUUAUUUCGAUCCAAGAGGUUUUUCAAUGAAAUUUGAGUCAGAAGAAGAAAAAAUGAAGAGAUUGGAAGAAGAAAAACAACAAAAAGAAGCAAGAAGACUGGCAAUGCGUGAAAGCCAGCUUUCUAAAUCAGCAAGACCUGUUCCUAGACCGAAUAUUCCUAUCAAGAAAGAUGAAGAAGCAACAGAAAUCAUUGAAAACGAAGAAGAAAAUCAAAAUGAAGCUGAAGAAGAAAAAGAACAAGAAAAACCACAAGAACAACAAAAGAAGAAAAAGAACUACUAUCCUAUGAAAAGGAAGACUGUUUCAAGAUUCAGUAAGAUGAUGAACUCAGCUCCAAUUCCUAUAAACGUUGAACCUAAAACUUCUUCAAUUCCUUCUCAUGUUGUUUCGAAAUCGAAUUCACAAAAGAAAAUUGUUUUCGAAAACAACAAAGAAAAUGACGAAACUGUUUUAAUUCGCCCUGAAUUUACUAUCCCUUCCAAAUUACCAACAACACCACGUGAUGAUAAACCACCAAAACAAGAAGGAACAUUAAUUAAACCUGUUGAAGUUACAAAAGACAAUAAAAAUGAACCACCUAUUGUUAUUACAACAAAACCUUCAUUGCAAAACCAGAAAGCAAAGAAAGAUGUUGUUUUGGAAAGACCUGAUAUGGAUGCAAAUAACUUCAACAACUUUAAUGAACAAGAAGUUAUUUCUUCCACAAGAAAACAACAUGAAAAACAACAAACUGUUCAAGUUAAAAGGAAAGAAAAACAAACAAAUAACAAACUUCCUGAUAAUAAAAUCAAUAGAUUUGAUAAGAAAAAAUUGCAAUCAACAAUUGGUCAUAAAGUUCAAAACAUGGAUCCAAAGAAAUAUGUUAUUCCAAAAGCUAGAGAACAGAAUGAAAUGGUUAAGAAAGCAAUGUAUAGUAGAAAACCUGCUCCUAAGAAAGAAGAAAAACCUAAAUAUGAAAAAGAUAAAAAUAAACCUGAAAAAGAAGAGAAAGAAGAAAUCGAAGAAACAGUUGAAGAAAAACCAGAGAAAUCGACAUUAAUAAAGAAGAAUCCUUCUGUUACAUUACAGAAAGAUCAGCCACCACCAAUCACAACCGAACUCAAAAGAAAACCAAGGAAAUGGGAAGAUAAUGGUAUCGAUUUCAGUUUUGGAGAUGGAGGAUUUAAAGAAAGUGAAACUCCAAGAAAAACAUUCGAAAUGUCAGAUUAUCUUCCGAAUCUCAAACCUUUCUGGGACCAGAAACAUAUCUACCCAGAAUUACCAAUCGAAAGAGUCUCUAAAUUGGCUCCAAAAGAUGGAAAAGUUAACACAAAUAAUUUGGAUGAGAAAUAUCCGGAUGUUUCUCCUGUUUUGUUUGUUAAGAAGAACUUCUUAGAAGACUUCGAAAGAUUCUACGCAUUCCAGACUGGAACAGAUGCAGAAUUGGACCAAGGAGCAACUUUUGGUGCAUUCGAUGUUCCAUACAGAAAGCGUAGAUUAAGUGCGUAA